UGGAGUGGAAGAGUACGAUAUGCAUUCAAUACGUUAAUGUGUCCAUCAAACGUGCUUCGUAGCAAUACGAUACAGUGAAUACUUUAUUUCGUGACGACACGACAUCAAAGUAAAAGCGUUACGAUUGAGAUUCUACGCGUUGAAAAUAUAAAAUUUCCAUAAAUCGGGAUCAUUUCACUGAUUAUGAAUUCAACGUUCAAUGACCGCGUUCCCGAACAUUUUAAAUAAAAGAGCGCGAAAUCUGAAAAACGGUGAUAUAAAAACAAUAUAGAGUGAUCGAACUAUUGCAUUGCAUAUAUUACGUCGGAUAAAACAAAAAAAAAACACCAAGAUUUUUGCAAUUGGAAUUCUGUGAUGUGUAGUAUCCAACAGAUUGCACGAUUCAAUGAAGGAAUAAUAAGAGUGAAGAAAACCGGUUGAUGAGAGCCUUUUGCAAUGUUCUUAUAUAACGAAACGAUUUUAGAUGUAAUGAUAGUAAAAUAGGUAAUAAAUAAAAAAAUUAGAGGCAACUAAUCUAUAAUUUUAAUCGAUGAUCGCACGAAAUCUGAUGUAAAAAGGUUUACUAAUAUUAACGAUCUGCGAUAAAGAGUCAUAAAAAGAUGUUGUGAAUAAUUCACAUAAUAAUGAAUUAAUUCAUUAAUCAAGUGAAAAUGAAGUGUUUCGGGAGUUUCUUCAAGCAUACUUGGCAUCCGCAACAGAUAAACAAUAAUAAUUCGUCAAUAUUCGAAGGAAUGAAAACAAAUGUACAAACUACCAAUGCAAUGGAAUUGAAAGAAGUGGAUGUGAUCGCACCAACGAAGAGUGUCGCAACGUUGACUGUUGUGCAACCAGGAAGUAUACCGUGUCAAAAUAGUGGUUGCAAAAACUGGGGAACUCAUGGUGUACCUGAAAGUCCCUGGCACAUACUUAAAACAAUAUUUCUCGUUUCUAUUAUUGUUACGUUAAUUAUAUGGAUAUUGAUUUACGCGCUGCUAGCACAAUAUCAAAUAUUCUGAUGACAGCGUAUCUGCGAUGCAUAAAGGAAUAGAAUGAUUAAACCGUACAUGGUCAAAAUCAAGAUCGAAUUAUGCUCUUUGUAUGAAAAAGUAUUUACUUUAUACAGUCGAAAAAAAUCAGUCGGAUAUGUAUGUAGACUGUAUAUGUUGAUAAUUAGAAAUAAUUAUUUUAUGUACUUACGUACUCACAUCAGAAUUAUGUAAUCAUAUAACUUAUUUAAUAUAGUUAGAUUUUAAUGUUAUACUCAGUAAUGAUUUUGAAAUAUUAAUUUUUUAUAAUUAUUGCUAUAAACAAAAGUAUAUCUUUGACAUAUAGAAAUAAUGAUUAAAUAUGUUUUUUAUUCUGUGUUAAAUGAUAAUGUAUUAAAAAAGAAAAUAAUUUCAGAAAUAUCUGUACCUGCCAAAUUAGUUAAAUUAUUAGCAAAUUUGUAUUUUAAUAGAUUUAUCUCAUGUACUAUAGGAGAUUCCAUAAAAUUAUACAUUUGUAUGUACUAUAUAUUUUACAUGUAAGUUCUACACAAAAAAUAAUUAAUGUAAUGCAUUUUAGCAAGUUCUUGAAAAAAAGUGUAAAAUUUUGAUAAAAAUUUUCUGCAUAAUUGGUGAUAAUAAUUAAAGCAUAAAUAUAACACUUAAACUACAAAACUGUAUUCUUCAGUUAAUACAGAUGUGUGUGUGUGUGUGUGUGUGUGUGUGUGUGUGUGUGUGUGUGUAUAUGUGUUUAAAAUAAUUGUUUCUAGAAAAAAAAUGUACUAGAGUUUGAUGUCACAGCGUCAUAAAUAAAAGUGUUAUGAAGAGGUUUAUACUGUUUCGUAA
Messenger RNA from Vespula pensylvanica (western yellowjacket), 1808 nucleotides. RefSeq lists its product as uncharacterized. The record is from RefSeq and is a predicted model, not a curated record. The coding region runs from base 651 to 995 and encodes 114 amino acids. NCBI's taxonomy places the organism in Eukaryota, Metazoa, Arthropoda, Insecta, Hymenoptera, Vespidae. The transcript has 2 exons.